This is a messenger RNA of Aspergillus bombycis, 1215 nucleotides long. Its product is annotated as folic acid synthesis protein. The transcript has 3 exons. Lineage: Eukaryota; Fungi; Ascomycota; Eurotiomycetes; Eurotiales; Aspergillaceae. Gene Ontology annotation, biological process: tetrahydrofolate biosynthetic process. Bases 1 to 1215 code for a protein of 404 amino acids. The record is from RefSeq and is a predicted model, not a curated record. Gene Ontology annotation, molecular function: 2-amino-4-hydroxy-6-hydroxymethyldihydropteridine diphosphokinase activity; dihydropteroate synthase activity. Gene Ontology annotation, cellular component: mitochondrial envelope.
AUGAAUGGAGUUUGCGAGGUGGAAACCAGCUUAGGACCUCUGGAGCUCCUCGAUACCCUCCAAUCGAUUGAGAUCGGCCUGGGAAGGAAGAAGCUGAUCGACAAGGGCCCCCGGUCUAUCGAUCUUGAUAUCCUCCUCUACGAUGAUCAUAUCUUCUCCCACGACCGCCUCAACAUCCCUCACCAGCUAAUGCUUGAACGGGAUUUCGUUCUACGACCUCUCUGCCAACUCAUUCCUCACGAACGACCUCCAUUCCCAGGACACAGCACAACCUAUCUCUCCCAUCUCAAAUCUCUCCCUCCACCAGACCCAACCCCCCAUGCCACAACCUACAUAUCCAAGAACUUUCCCCCACUGCACUCCACCAAACCCAACCGCCCAACCCACAUUAUGGCCAUCCUAAACCUAACCCCCGACUCCUUCUCCGACGGGGGUAAACACUCCCCAACAGACCUAACUAGCCUAACCAACACUGUCCGCAACUUCAUCGCCUCCGGCGCAACAAUCAUCGACAUCGGCGGCGAAAGCACCCGCCCAGGCUCCGUCCCCGUCGGCGAAGCCGAAGAACUAGCCCGGGUCAUUCCCGCCAUCCGACACAUCCGCAGCUCGAUCCCCGAAGCCGCCAACAUCGCCAUCAGCAUCGACACAUACCGCGCGCGCGUCGCUGAGGAAGCCUGCGCCGCGGGCGCAGACAUCAUCAACGACGUCUCCGCCGGCCUCCUGGACCCAGCCAUGCUCCCUACAAUGGCGCGCACCGGUAAAUCCGUCAUCCUCAUGCACAUGCGCGGCACGCCAUCCACAAUGACCCAGCUCACGGACUACCCCAACGGCGUGAUCCAGGACGUGAGCGCUGAGCUCCUCGAGCGUAUCGCCGCCGCCGAAGCAGCGGGUAUCCGCCGUUGGCGAAUGAUCCUCGACCCCGGGCUUGGGUUCGCGAAGAACCAGCCCCACGAUCUGACUAUUCUUCGUGAUCUGCAGCAAUUCCGCACGGGCGUCCAGGGGCUAGAGAACUUUCCAUGGUUGAUGGGACCCAGCCGGAAGAGGUUUAUUGGGAGGCUUACUGGUGUUGAGAAGGCCAGUGAGCGGAACUGGGGUACGGCUGCUACUGUUACGGCUAGUGUUGCUGGUGGGGCGGAUAUUGUUCGCGUUCAUGAUGUUAAGGAGAUGUGGCAGGUGGCUAAGGUUGCGGAUGCUAUUUACCGGGUGGAUGAGUAG